This is a messenger RNA of Filobasidium floriforme, 1117 nucleotides long. RefSeq lists its product as uncharacterized. The transcript is spliced from 7 exons. Bases 120 to 995 code for a protein of 291 amino acids. The record is from RefSeq and is a predicted model, not a curated record. NCBI's taxonomy places the organism in Eukaryota, Fungi, Basidiomycota, Tremellomycetes, Filobasidiales, Filobasidiaceae. Gene Ontology annotation, molecular function: oxidoreductase activity.
UAUAACGGUAUAUCAGAAACCCAGCAUACCUCUCUCCAUCAAUCGUCGGCGCGAACUUUCCUCGAAGUAACCGAGUCGCACGCAACUCGAUCUUCAGAUCACGACAGUCUCACUCAAGCAUGACCACUGUUCCUCUUAACGGUACCGUCGGGAUCAUCACGGGCGCUGGCACCCCCUCUGGAAUCGGCCGAACCGCCGUUCUCCAAUACGCCGCGGCAGGCGCCAAGACCAUUUACGCAUGUGAUCUCCUCGAGGAGCACUUUCCUAGCCUUGUUGAUCUCGUCAAACAAGCCGGACAUGAGACCGCUGUUGUUGGAGUCAAAGUUGACGUGACCAAGUCUGAGGAUUUGGAGAGGCUCGUCAGGCAGAUUAUCGGGGAACAAGGGAGGUUGGACUGGUUGUUCGCCAACGCCGGAGUGGUCGAUUUCGAACCUUUCGGUAGCACUACCGAACAGAACCUCCAAAGAGCCUUCAACAUCAACACUAUCGGGGUAUUCAACUCGAUUCAAUGGGCCGCUAGGGGGAUGAUGAAUACUUGCCUGUUCAAACCUGAAGCUGGCGGGUCGAUCGUUGUUACCACUUCCCUAGCCUCCACCUUCGGAGGGAUGGGUUCCCCAGCUUAUACCGCCUCCAAGUACGCUGCGGUCGGGAUCUUGAAGAGCGCCUGUGCGCAGUUCAAAGCGAGCAAAGUGCCUAUCCGGGUCAACGGGAUCGCUCCGGGUGCAGUGACCACUAGUAUUACGGAGAACGCCAUGAAAGCCGGAGCCAUCUCCGGGGCGACCAUGCAAGUCCUCGUCGAAAAGAGCCAAUCCGUCACUCCCGAAUUCUACGCCAACGUCGCCCCUCCCACCGAGAUCGCCGACGUCGCAGUCUUUCUCUGCAGUCCCGCUUCGGUCGGUGUCAACGGUCAGAACAUCGUCGUCGACAGAGGCUCGAGGGAGACGGUCGUAGAGAUGAGCGGGGUCUUCAGUUUGGUCCCUCCCGUUCCGAUCUGAGCGGGCGUUGAGAUAAAGGAGGAUACUGUAGUAAAAGCUCGAGCGUGCUUCUCUGUUGUAUUGAUUAGACGUCUUUUGUCCUGAAACGACCGGUUACUUGAUAUCAUUCCUCUCUUUCCUAC